Dovyalis caffra is the source of this 1191-nucleotide messenger RNA. The record is from the annotation of a GenBank genome assembly. Lineage: Eukaryota; Viridiplantae; Streptophyta; Magnoliopsida; Malpighiales; Salicaceae.
AUGGGAAUGGAGGGCUUACAUCUCCUGGCAGAUGUUGCCAUUGCUGAUUAUCAAUUACACAUGUGCACGGAUAGAAAUCAAGAUUCUAUUAAGAAGAAGAAGCAGGAGACCAAAUUUCCAGAUGUACUGCUUUCUGAACUCUUACCGAAGCAAAGAAAUUGUUUUCCACUUGAUCAAGAAGCCUACAAAUUUAGCGAUUUGAAUCUCUUGGCUGAUGUCACAGCCGCUUCUUCUUCUCUUCUUGAUGAUUGGGACUACGGCAGUACUUACAAUACUGAGAAGAAUAACAAGCAGAAGAAGCCCAGACCCAAAUCAUCUGUUAAAGCUACUUCUUGGUCUUUGCAGGUUAACAGUUCUAACCUAAAGCUUUGUUUAAAGAAAAACAACAACGCCCUUGUUCCUUCUACUCAAACAUCAUCAGAUCCCUUUUUCUCCUACCACCCCAUUGAUCUGUUAGCACAAGUUGCUUUUGCCUACAGUACCUCUACUUUGUGUGCCAACACCAUAACCACCAAAAAGAGUUCAACUAAUAGCAGGAGACCAAACAAGAAGUUCAACUAUGUUCCGACAACACCCAUUGCAGGUACUAAACGAGGUUUUGUUGAAAAAGAAGCAGAAGAAUGCCAAAACCGAAAUUCCAACGAGAAAAGAAGGGUGCCCAAAUCACUGCCAAUUAAAUUAAGUAACUAUUUGGCAACAAAAAAUGCAGUCAGUGACCCAAAGUUGGUCAUAAUCAAGCAAAUGUAUGACACCGACUUGAGCCCCUUACAGUGUCGCUUCUCAAUCCCUGUCAAUCAAGUUAUUGACAUGGACUUCCUCACGCCAGAAGACAGGAGGAGACUAGAUAAUCGUGAAGCCAUUGAUGUUACACUCAUCCAACCAUGCCUUGAAGAAAAACCAAUGCAUUUGAAGAAAUGGAUGAUGAACAAGACUGGCAUUUACGUCUUGAAUAAAGGUUGGAAUUCUGUGAUCAGAAACAAGAAGAACCGUCUCCAUCUUAAUUCCACCGUAGAGCUUUGGUCCUUCACCUGCAAUGGGGCACUCUACUUUGCACUUUCUACCAGAGAUGAUGAUAUUCAUACUGCUAUGUGUGCUGGUAAUGAAAGGAAUGACAAUUCUGGAGAUUUCAUUAGAGAUAUGGAGCCAACCUCUGGUGAUGAGAGUACUAUUACCAUUCAUGAAGAUGCUUAA